AUGGCGCAUAACGGCACAACCGCAAACCUCAACACAGGCGCGAAGAUCCCUCUUAUAGGCUUCGGCACAUGGCAAGACAAGGAAGCGCAGGAGCCAGCUGUUACCAUCGCUCUCAAGGCUGGGUAUCGUCACAUUGAUACGGCUCGCAUCUAUGGCACAGAAGCGGCCGUCGGUAAUGCUAUCAAGAAGUCUGGUAUUCCUCGGGAGGAGAUAUUCCUUACCACUAAAUUAUGGAACAACAAGCACGACCCGAAAGACGUUGAAGCCGCCCUCGAUGCCUCGCUCAAAGACCUUCAAUUAGACUAUGUCGACCUGUAUCUUAUGCACUGGCCCAGUGCCUUCGCACCAAGCGACGAGAUGUUCCCGAAGGACAGCAACGGCAAGACUAAGACGGCCAACAUCGAUUACGUCGACACAUACAAGGCGAUGGAGAAGCUCCUCAAGAGCGGCAAGACAAAGGCAAUCGGUAUCUCCAACUUUAGUAAGGCCGAGCUCGAUCGUCUAUUGAAAGAGACAAGUGUGGUUCCCGCGGCGCACCAGAUGGAGAUGCACCCGUGGCUGCAACAAAAGAGUUUCGCAGACUUCCACAAGCAGAAGAACAUCCACAUUACACAUUACUCUCCCUUCGGCAACCAGAACGAGAUCUAUGACGCAGGCAAGGGCAUGGGCAAGCUGAUGGAUGACCCAGUGCUGGUGGAGAUCGGCAAGAAGCACGGAAAGAGUGGUGCCCAAGUCGCGUUAGCCUGGGGCAUCGCGAAGGGCCAUUCGGUCAUCCCGAAAUCCAAGACUGAAAGCAGGAUCAAGCAGAACUUGGAGGGUGACUUCAAGCUGGACGCCGAGGAUAUCGAGAAGAUCGCUGGUAUCGACAAGAAGCUGCGCUUCAACGACUCGAGCAAGAGCUUCGGCUAUGACUUCUUUACCGAUCUAGAUGGCAAGAAGCAGUAG
Messenger RNA from Didymosphaeria variabile, 945 nucleotides. RefSeq lists its product as uncharacterized. Gene Ontology annotation, molecular function: aldose reductase (NADPH) activity. The transcript has 2 exons. NCBI's taxonomy places the organism in Eukaryota, Fungi, Ascomycota, Dothideomycetes, Pleosporales, Didymosphaeriaceae. Gene Ontology annotation, cellular component: cytosol. Bases 1 to 945 code for a protein of 314 amino acids. The record is from RefSeq and is a predicted model, not a curated record.